Hylaeus anthracinus is the source of this 1291-nucleotide messenger RNA. RefSeq names its product splicing factor YJU2. Lineage: Eukaryota; Metazoa; Arthropoda; Insecta; Hymenoptera; Colletidae. Gene Ontology annotation, cellular component: U2-type catalytic step 1 spliceosome. The transcript is spliced from 3 exons. Bases 129 to 1139 code for a protein of 336 amino acids. Gene Ontology annotation, biological process: mRNA splicing, via spliceosome. The record is from RefSeq and is a predicted model, not a curated record.
CUGACAUUUUGUCGGCAAACAUAACCUAACUUUUUAACCAGCUCGAAUCUCUCCAGUGUUGUGUAUUUACAGCAGAUAAUAAAUUGCAUAUAAUUUCGAGGGGAAUUUUAUCGAGUUAACCCAGCGACAUGUCGGAACGUAAAGUUUUAAACAAAUAUUACCCGCCCGACUUCGAUCCGUCGAAAAUCCCUCGUAUGAAAUUGGCCCGUAAUAGGCAAUACACAGUACGUUUGAUGGCUCCUUUUAAUAUGAGAUGCAAGACUUGCGGAGAGUACAUUUACAAAGGAAAGAAAUUCAAUGCCCGCAAAGAGGAUGUUGAAGGCGAUGAUUAUUUAGGUAUACGAAUUUACAGGUUUUACAUAAAGUGCACCCGGUGCCUCCAAGAAAUAAGUUUCAAGACCGAUCCAAAGAACACCGACUAUGAGAUCGAAGCGGGAGCUACUAGGAAUUUCAUGGCCCUUAAAUUGGCCGAAGAGCAAGCUCAAAGGGAAGAAGAUGAAGAGAAAGAAGAGGAAGCGACUAAUCCUAUGAAACUUCUAGAGAAAAGAACAUUGCAAUCGAAACAGGAAUUGGAGUUACUGGAAUCUUUGGAAGAGUUGAAAGAUUUGAAUCGCAGACAGCAAACCAUCGAUUAUGAUCAAAUGUUAGAACAAUUUGACACUGUAGCUGCUAAACAGAGAACACAAAAAGAACAAGAGGAAUAUGACGAAGAAUAUAUUAAAUCAAUAUUUGGCAAAAAGCAGGCAAAUACGACUGUUGUUGAAGAAGAAAUUGUGGAAUUAGAUGAAAAUGAAAGUAUCGAACCUCCAAAGAAAAUGGUUAAGAAAAACAAAAAGACAGAGGAAAGUAGCAGCGUUCUGAGAACAGAUGAAGAAAAGGUUGGAGAUAGUCAGUCCGUGAAAACAUCCGAUGCAUCGUUAUGGUCCGAAAGUACGGGAACGUCUUCGAGUAGAAAGAAUUUAUUAGGUAUAGUUAAAAGAAAAACAAAUUUAGGUGUAAAAGUAAAUUCAAAUUCUACGGAAGAGAAAAGUAGUCAAAGUGCGAAUACAAUCACGUCUGAAAGUACAAACAAUUCAUCCCGCAAUGCUCUAUCCUUGUUAGGAGCUUAUUCGGGCAGCAGCGAAAACGACAGCGAUUAACACAAUGUUCGAUAUUGUAUAUACAAUUAAAUUUAAUAAAAUUUAUUACGAAAUAAAAUGUACCUAUAAACACAGUAUAAGAUAUAAGUAAGCAUAGACGAAUAUAUAUAUAUAUAAAUCGAAAUACAUAAAUGACUUUUAAUUUUACAAAA